Pisolithus orientalis is the source of this 576-nucleotide messenger RNA. Its product is annotated as thioredoxin-like protein. Gene Ontology annotation, biological process: cellular response to oxidative stress. The coding region runs from base 151 to 468 and encodes 105 amino acids. The transcript has 4 exons. The record is from RefSeq and is a predicted model, not a curated record. Gene Ontology annotation, cellular component: cytoplasm. NCBI's taxonomy places the organism in Eukaryota, Fungi, Basidiomycota, Agaricomycetes, Boletales, Pisolithaceae. Gene Ontology annotation, molecular function: glutathione disulfide oxidoreductase activity.
GAUGAAUACCGAACUGGGAUUAACAUCAUAAUGUGCUCAUCCCUCAACCCGACCAUGACAUCAUCUCGAUCGUCAUCCACAGGAGCUAUCGUUAUAACUCACCAACACUGAACACCUCCUUUCGUUACACCACCCAACAUCUAAUGAAGAAUGAGUUCCGCUAAAGACAUCGUCGAGAAUGCCAUCGCCAACCGUCGCGUCGUCAUCUUCGCCAAGAGUUACUGCCCGCAUUGCCGCGCAUCCAAACAACUCCUGAAAGAGCUAUUCCCUCCCGAUGACGUCCUCAUAUUCGAUUUAGAUCUUAUGGAAGGAGGACAAGCCAUUCAGGACUACAUCGCUGUUAAGACGGGCAAGAAAACUGUCCCGCAGACGUUCAUCAACGGGCAUCACAUCGGCGGAAACGACGAUCUUCAAGAGGCCUAUAAGAAUGGGACACUACAGCGCGUGAUCGAGGGGUUGCCUGCGUGAACUUUCGAGGUGCAUAAGAACGAUCGCGUGAGGCAUGGAGGAUGGGACAUGUGGUAUCGUGCGUUGAAACCAGAUACAUCUCCGUCGAAGGUGAAGGAUGACAUUAUA